AUGACAUCAAUACAAGAUCACAAUAUCAAGCCAGAUCAAGCUAUUAAUAAAAAUAUAGCACAAGAAGAGAUUAAAAAAGCAAUCAAAGCUUAUAUAGAAAAGUUUAACCAAGUAUUCGAAUCCGAACUUGAAAAUGAAUUUAAAGAUUUUAUAUCUAGUCGUAAACUUAUAGUUAAAAAUCCU
Messenger RNA from Dentiscutata erythropus, 183 nucleotides. The record is from the annotation of a GenBank genome assembly. Lineage: Eukaryota; Fungi; Glomeromycota; Glomeromycetes; Diversisporales; Gigasporaceae.